Molecule: messenger RNA, 3319 nt
Organism: Rhinopithecus roxellana (golden snub-nosed monkey)
Lineage: Eukaryota; Metazoa; Chordata; Mammalia; Primates; Cercopithecidae
Gene: ANKFN1
Product: ankyrin repeat and fibronectin type III domain containing 1
Exons: 18
Coding region: 83-3319 (1078 amino acids)
Biological process (GO): establishment of mitotic spindle orientation; regulation of establishment of bipolar cell polarity
Cellular component (GO): spindle
Molecular function (GO): protein binding
Source: RefSeq, a predicted model, not a curated record
AUUGAAUGAAAGCACUGGACAAUUACCAACAACUUGUUCCUCUGCUGCCUCAAACAGCAUAAACUGGAAUUGUUGUGUGAAAAUGACCCAACAAAUGCAAAAUUUACAUCUCUGUCAGUCAAAAAAGCAUAGUGCUCCCUCAUCUCCCAACGCAGCCAAACGCCUGUACAGGAACCUCUCUGAGAAACUGAAGGGGAGCCACUCUUCCUUCGAUGAGGCCUAUUUUAGGACAAGAACUGAUCGGCUGAGUCUCAGGAAGACCUCAGUGAAUUUCCAGGGCAAUGAAGCCAUGUUUGAGGCAGUCGAACAGCAGGACAUGGAUGCUGUGCAGAUCCUCCUGUGUCAGUAUACACCGGAAGAACUCGACCUUAACACACCUAACAGCGAGGGCUUGACACCCCUGGAUAUUGCCAUCAUGACCAACAAUGUGCCCAUUGCGAGGAUUCUUCUGAGGACAGGGGCCCAAGAAAGUCCACACUUUGUCAGCCUGGAAAGCCGAGCAAUGCACCUCAACACACUGGUCCAGGAAGCCCAGGAGAGGGUGAGUGAACUGUCUGCCCAGGUGGAGAAUGAAGGAUUCACUCUGGACAACACAGAGAAAGAGAAACAGCUGAAAGCUUGGGAGUGGAGAUAUCGGCUCUACAGACGCAUGAAAACAGGCUUUGAGCAUGCCAGAGCCCCUGAGAUGCCAACCAAUGUCUGUCUCAUGGUAACCAGCAGUACAUCACUCACUGUCAGCUUCCAAGAACCUCUUAGCGUCAAUGCAGCUGUAGUUACCAGGUAUAAAGUGGAAUGGAGUAUGUCCAAAGAUUUUUCUCCUUUGGCUGGAGAAAUCAUCAUGGAUAAUCUGCAGACUCUGAGAUGCACAAUCACAGGACUUACAAUGGGCCAACAGUAUUUUGUUCAAGUCUCGGCUUACAAUAUGAAAGGAUGGGGACCUGCUCAGACCACAACACCGGCAUGUGCCUCUCCUUCUAACUGGAAAGACUAUGACGACAGAGAGCCCAGACACAAGGGACAGAGUGAAGUUUUGGAAGGUCUGCUGCAGCAGGUCCGAGCCCUUCAUCAGCAUUACAGUUGCCGGGAAAGUUCAAAAUUACAAACCACAGGCCGCAAGCAGUCAGUCUCAAGGAGCCUGAAACACCUGUUCCAUUCCUCAAACAAGUUUGUGAAGACCUUAAAACGGGGACUCUACAUAGCCGUUAUAUUUUAUUAUAAAGACAAUAUCUUAGUCACCAAUGAAGACCAAGUACCAAUUGUUGAAAUAGAUGACUCUCACACCAGUUCUAUUACACCAGAUUUUCUGUGGUUCACGAAGCUGUCUUGUAUGUGGGAAGAUAUAAGGUGGCUGAGACAAAGCGUACCAGUAUCCUCAUCCUCAUCCACAGUGCUGCAAACUCGGCAGAAGAUGCUUUCAGCAACAGCACAGCUACAGAAUUUACUUGGGACACACAACUUGGGAAGAGUUUACUAUGAGCCCAUUAAAGAUCGACAUGGAAACAUACUCAUAGUCACCAUCAGGGAGGUGGAGAUGCUUUAUUCAUUUUUUAAUGGCAAAUGGAUGCAGAUCUCAAAGCUGCAAAGCCAGAGAAAGUCUCUAUCAACACCUGAGGAGCCAACAGCGUUAGACAUUUUACUGAUAACCAUCCAGGAUAUUCUCUCCUAUCACAAAAGGAGUCAUCAGCGUCUCUCUCCUGGAUUAUAUCUGGGUUACCUAAAGCUCUGUAGCUCUGUGGAUCAAAUCAAAGUUCUCGUUACCCAAAAGUUGCCCAACAUUCUCUGCCACGUAAAGAUCCGUGAAAACAAUAACAUUUCUAGAGAGGAAUGGGAAUGGAUCCAAAAACUUUCUGGCUCUGAAUCUAUGGAAAGUGUGGAUCAUACUUCUGACUGCCCCAUGCAAUUGUUCUUCUACGAGCUCCAGAUGGCAGUGAAAGCUCUCCUUCAGCAGAUCAAUAUACCUCUACACCAGGCAAGGAACUUCCGCCUCUACACACAGGAGGUGUUGGAAAUGGGUCACAAUGUGUCCUUUCUUCUCCUGCUCCCUGCCUCAGACGACGUCUGUACAGCCCCAGGACAGAAUAAUCCUUACACCCCACACUCAGGGUUUCUUAACCUCCCUCUUCAGAUGUUUGAACUUGUUCAUUUUUGCAGCUACAGAGAGAAAUUUAUUAGUCUGUAUUGCCGCCUUUCUGCUGUUGUGGAACUGGAUUCUCUGAAUACCCAACAGUCCCUCAGGGAAGCGAUCUCGGACAGCGAGGUUGCAGCUGCCAAACAAAGACACCAGCAAGUUUUAGAUUUCAUUCAGCAAAUAGAUGAAGUUUGGCGGGAAAUGAGAUGGAUCAUGGAUGCUCUACAGUAUGCAAGAUACAAGCAACCAGUUUCUGGCUUGCCCAUCACUAAGCUGAUAGAUCCCUCAGAUGAGCAGAACCUAAAGAAGAUUAGUUCUACAUCAUCAUCACAUAUAGACUGUCUUCCAUCCCCACCCCCAUCCCCAGAGAUGCACAGAAGAAAGGCAGUGAGUGAUUCACAGCCCUGCUCUGAUGAAGAAGGCUGCUCAGAAGUCUUCCUCCCCACCGACAGUGACUAUGACUCCAGCGAUGCCCUGAGCCCCCGAGACCUGGACCUGGUCUACCUGUCAUCGCACGACAUUGCGCAGCAGACCCUUAUUGGCCUAAGCGGCAGCGCCCCCGACGUCCUACAAGUGCACGACGUGAAAACCCCACUGGGGCCUGGCCAGGAUCCCCAGGGCGAGGGCCCAAAUCCCGAUCGCUCAUGUGCUGAGUUCCUCCAUAGCCUGACCCUCACGGGAUUCACACCCAAGAACCACGCCAAGACUGUGUCAGGUGCGCGGCCGCCGCUAGGCUUCCUGGGAAAACGGAAGCCAGGCAAGCACCCCCACUACGGCGGCUUCAGCCGCCAUCAUCGCUGGUUGCGAAUGCACAGCGAGACCCAGUCGCUAUCGCUCUCUGAGGGCAUUUACACACAGCACCUGUCCCGGGCCUGUGGUCUGGCCCAGGAGCCCGAGGAGGCCAAGCGGCCCGGCCCUGCCCUUGAUGGUCCCAGGGGCCUAACUCUGGCCCACGCUGCCAGUCUUCCUGAGGAGCGGAACAGCAGUCCCCAGGACGGGAGGCCUUCGAUCCGCCGCCUCUACGUGGAGCCUUACACAGCGGCCCUGGUGGCCCAGGAUGAAAAACCAUGGGCUGGCUUGAGCCCGCCCUCUGGAGGCCGCAGCACCCUGCCCAGCCCCACAGGCCCCGAUGUGAGCCAGGAGGACCCCACUGCCUCUCCCGUGUCAGAAAUACUCAGCAGCAUGCUUUAG